GUUUUACUAUAGGCUGCCCCUCGGAUUAUGAGCUGCGUAGGCUCGCAAGAGGCUGUACUGAACGUUCUUGGGGAUUUCAUUGCCUAACUUCCACCGAACGUUAGCUUGAGUGGGCCUGGCGGGACGCACACAGUUGCUGUUAUUAGGGCUGAAACCCUUUAUGUAUCCAGCUAGUCAAUUCUACCUUGCUUAAGAUGAGCGUAUCCGCAUAACAGCAAGAUCAAGCCGAAAUGCCGCGCUGCGACGACGACGCAGUAAGCGUCGUCAGCUCUACUGCUGGUUCUAUCGCGCCAGAGAGAAAAGUACCAGCUGUUAUCGCUAAUAAAACAAAAGAGGAGCUCCAAAUAUUUGUGCUUGACCUCCUCAAAAAGCUCAAGCUGCGCGACAAACAACUUCAGGAAUUGGGCGCUGGCAAGAAGGCUGAUGGUGGAGCAACCACUGAGUCCGAACAUGGCAGCGUGGCAUCCCUGGUGCGGCGGGCCGAGCGCGCGGAGGCUUGCGCCCGUGAGGCGGAGGAGGCCAGCAGCGCCCUUCGGGCCGAGCUGGCACUGACAAAGGACUCGUUGUCAGAGGCGCACACGCGGGCAGAGGAGGCGCUGUCCCAGCUGGCUGCUGCCCGGGAGCAGGCGGACGCGCUGGUGGCCUCCUCCCGCAGCAGCGCAGUGGCAGCGGAGGAGCGCAUGCAGGAGCAGCUGCAGGAGAUCGAGUCGCUGCGCGCCGCGCUGUCCUCCACCAAGCAGUCCCUGGGCGACUGGGGCGAGCGCGAGGCGGCCUACCAGCAGCAGCUGGCCUCGCUCAAGGGAGCGCUGCGGGACAUGUCGGACGAGCGGGAGGGAGCCUUCUCGCGGCUGGGUGAGACCCGGGAGCGCAUUGCGGAGCUGGAGGAGCAGCUGGCGGAGGCGGAGGCCAGGGCGGCGGAGGCUGCCAGCGCCGCCGCCUCGGAGCUCAUAGCCGCACAGGCGCAUGCAGCGAGUCUGGAAGCAGAGCUAGCGGCAGCCAGGGCGGCGGCGGAGAGCGCUGGCGGCGCCGCCGCUGACAGCCUCGCGGCGGCGCAGUCCCGCAUCGCGAGCCUCGAGGCCGACCUGGCGGCGUUGGAUGCACAGGCAGCGGAGGCGGCGGCCGCAGCGGCGGCGGAGCUCGCAGCCGCACAAGCGCGGGUGUCUGAGCUCGAGGCCAAAGCAGAGUCGGCAGCAGGUGAGGGCGCGUCCGCAACCUCUGCCGCCGCCGCUGCGGCUGCUGCUGCAGCGGAGGAACUCCUCGCUGCCCAGGCCCGUAUUGCGAGCCUGGAGUCGGAGGUAGCGGUGGCGGAGGGCAAGGCAGCGCAGGCAGCAGCACAAGUCGCGGAUGCUCAGGCGCUGGCAGCCAGCCUACAAAACGACUUGGCAGCAGCCACGGCCGCCGCCACCGCCGCCGCGGCUCGUGUCACCGAGCUGGAACGGGAGCUAGCAAAGACCAACGCUGCUGCCGCUGCCGCUGCUGCUUCACCAGCCUUGCCACAGCCAGCACCCACCGCACCGUUAGGUACUCGCUCCGCCCGAGCGAGCAGUGCUGGGAGCGCCGCAGUCGCCGCCACGGCUACUACCGCUAACCCCGAAGCUGCGCUACGCGAGGCGCUGGCGCGUGUUGCGGAUUUGGAGGGCGAGCUCAUUGCCACGGCUAGGAAGCUGGCGGAGCAUGAUGACGCCGCAGUGGCUGCCAUGAACAAGGAGAAGCAGCGGUACGCGGCACUGGAGGGGAAGCUGCAGGGCGUGCAGCAGCAGCUGGCGGCGUUGAAGCAGCAGCAGGGGCAGCAGCACCGGCAGCCCGAGCAGCAUGCGGAGGGGGUAGCAGCAGGAGGGACCGAGGAGAAGGGGGGCAGUGGGGAGGGGGCGGCAGCAGCAGCGGUGGAGGAGAAGGAAGCGGGGGAGCAGGCGGAGCGGUUGCGGCAGUUGGAGGAGCAGCUGGCGGCGAGCGAAGAGCGGGCGCGGGAACUGGAGCAACAGGCACAGCGUCUGGCGGCCGAGCGCGAGGACCUGCUGCUGCUGCAGGACCAGGCGGCCGGGGAGAUCACGUCGCGGCUGGCGGUGCUAUCGGAGCGGGAGCGGGAGAUCAGCGCCAUGCAGGUGGCGCUGCGGGACGCGGAUGCGCGCAUGGAGGAGAUGCAGGCGCGGCUGGACGAGCAGGAGGAGCAGGGGGACCAGGCGGAUCAGGUUUCGGAGCUGCUGCACGCUCGCGGGCUGCUGGCGGCGCAUGCGGAGGCGCUGCAGUCGGCGGUGGCGGAGAUGGAGGCGGCGCAGCAGCUGGCAGCUGGGCGGGCGCAGGAAUGCGGGGACGUCCUGGACUCCGUCUCGCGUCUAGCAGCGCUAGGGCGGCCGCAGCCAGCACAGCAACAGGCGGCGGAGGCUCAACCCCUUCAGUCAGCUCAUCAGGCGGGGUCGGGGGUGGAGGAGCAGCAGCAGGCGUUGCGAGCGGAGCUAGGGGAGGCUCGGGAGGCGCUGCGGAGGCAGGCGGAGCAGGUGGUGGCGCUCACACGGCAGUUGGAGGAAUCCUCCGGACAGCUGGAGGCUCUCCGGGCUGAGCUCCUUGCCGUACGAGCGGAGCAGGAAUCUGCCGUACAGCACCGACAAGAUACGGAGCAGCAGGCGCAGGGGCUGCGGGAGGAGCUGCAGCGCCUGCAGCAGCAGCUUCAAGAGCAGCAGCAACAGCAGUUGCAGCAGCAGCAGCAGGCAGCUCAAGAGGCUGCUGAAGCUGCUAGCCAGGCGGCAGCAGUGGCCGCAGAGGCCGCCGCCUCAGCUGCUCAAAAGGAGGCUGAGGUCCGGGUUUCGGAGCUGGAGGCCCAAUUGGCUGCCGCACAAGGGGAACGCGACACCGCACUGCUCCAACUUGAACAGCUGCAGCAGCUGCAGUUACGAGGGCAAGAAGGGCAGGAGGCGCAGCAACAGGCAAUGACAGCCGCAGCCGCUGCAGCCGAGGCUCGUGCGGAGGCGCUCGCACUGGAGGUCAGUGAGCUCCGAGGCGCUCAGGAGGCCGCCCUGGCGGUUUCGGAGCAGCUCAAGGAGAGGUGCGCGCAGCUGGAGGCGGCGCAUGAGCAGCUGGAGGAGCAGGGCCGGCAGGCGGCGGCGCAGGCGGCAGAGCUCAGCUCGCAGCUGGAAGCGGCUUCGGCGGCGCUGGCGGCGUCACAUGCCCGGGUUUCGGAGCUGGAGGCAGCAGCUGCGGCCGCGGCUGCGGCGGCGACAGCAGCAGCAGCCGCGGAAGAGGUACGGCAGAAGGAGGAGGAUGAGGGGGCAGCUGCUGCCACUGCUGCUGCGAGUGCGGAGUUGUCACAGCGGGUGGUGGAGCAGUCGGAGGCGAUGGAGAAGAUGUCCAGGGAGCUGCAGGAAGCCAAACGCAAGCUGGUCGCUAUCGCCAAGAAGCGCCAGGCGGAGGUGGCGGCGGCGGGCAAGGACGCGGAGGCCAAGCUGACGGCGGCGCAGGCGGCGGCGGCGGAGGCGGAGGCUGCGCUGCGAGCGGAUGUUGCGGCGGCACAGGCAGCGGCGGAGGCGGCAGUGGCGGAGCGGGAUGCGCUGUCGGGGCGGGUGGCGGAGUUGAGUCGGCAGGUGGCGGCGGCGAAUGAGGAGGCGGCGCGGAGGGAGGCGCUGCUGCAGGAGUAUAAGAGCCUGGCUGCCCAGAAGGAGGGUGCGGCGGGGGUGGCGGCGGCCCGCAUGGAGCAGGAGGUGAAGCGCCUCACGACCGAGUACGAGACCGCGCUGUCCAGGACCCAGGCCAAGCUGCGGGAUCGCGAGGUGGAGAUCGAGUCGCUGACCGCAUCCCUGGGUCGUGCGGAGAAGGAGGC
Messenger RNA from Astrephomene gubernaculifera, 3811 nucleotides. The record is from the annotation of a GenBank genome assembly. Lineage: Eukaryota; Viridiplantae; Chlorophyta; Chlorophyceae; Chlamydomonadales; Astrephomenaceae.